CCUCGACGUGCCGGGCAUAUUCUCUCUCUCUUGCCUUCUCCCUCAUCCCUUUUUUCAUGGGACGGAGAAUAUUUUGGGCGAGGCGGGAGAGAACUUAACGGCGUUAUUUUCGUCGGGCGCGGGGCGGGAGCUCCACCGUUCUUCCUCCAUCGGGUCGCCCUCCGUCGACGAUCAAUUUUUUCUUGAUCUCUCUCCAAUUCCGUUUUUGUUGUGCUAGAUCUGCAGAUCUGAGUUGUUCAUAUCGCCCAUGUCGUCAAGAUCGUGUCAGAGAUGAUGCAGUAGAAAGUGGGGACUUCAAUGGACCAUAUGGGGAAGGCGGUUCUCUACUGAGGUUGUCGGUCGGCUUUGUCACGGGGAUCGGAUCAGCUACAUUCAAUUAUGGUAGAACAAAUUGGAAGAGGAAUUCUCUUUGAGUCGGGUUUCCUAUGAACCCUCUAGUUGAUAAAACCAGCUUUCCUGGUUUAUCUGACUGUCCAAUAGGGAGAUGGGAAAAUUUGUGACCUUAAAGAAAUUAGCCCCACGGUGGUUGCUCCAAGUGUGGUAAAUGGUAACACCAAAAUGGAUGCUAAUGGCAAUUUACCUGAACCAAGAGCUUCAAGGCGAUACAGCAAUGCAGAGAUGGGGACUAAUUCUAAUCAGCUGUCGGAAGUGGUGGACUGGUUUAAUGGACUGUUUCUUACUCUGAGGAUUCCGGCUGAUGCUUCUGAAGAAGAUUUGAGAAGGCAUUUGGCUGAUGGGUCUGUCUUGUGUGCCGUCCUGAGGACACUAAAUCCUGACCUGAUCCCAGAGGGAAAUUUGAAUUUGGAGCCAGAAACCCAAACGAAUGUUGAUUCACUGCAGUUUGCUGGUUUCUCUCUUAAGCAGAAGCGUGAAAAUGUUAAGAAGUUUCUUUUGGCAGUGGAUGACCUUGGUUUACCAAAGUUUGAGCUUUCAGAUUUAGAACAGGGCUCAAUGACUGCUGUUGUCGAGUGUCUUCUGAGUGUCAAGGAUCAUUUUGCAUCAAAUGGUGGUGGCCAGCAUUGGAGAAGGUUGUCACUUUCAGAAGAAAGGCCAUGUGCUGCAGAUGGUUGCCAUGGAGACCGCACUAAUUUGCAGAGUUUGCUGCUCAAUGGAGAGGAAAAGCAAACCCAUUGCUCCGAUUCCAGAUUUCAGAAACUUACAGAAGGUCCUGCUGUGAAAGAACCAUCUUCAGAAUGGCUGCAUCGUGUUGGGCAAAGGUUGAAUGAAGUUCUUCAACUGAAUGGACACCAACUAGAUGCUUCUGCAGUGAAAAGUUCCGGAAUGAUGAAUUUGAACACUUUAGAUAAUGCUCCGACGCAGUCCAUUUUAGGUCUUGUAAACGCAAUUCUGGGAGAGAAGUUGGGGGAAGUUUCUCCGCAAAUAAACAGUUUACUGAGAAAACUUAUGCAAGAAAUUGAACGGAGGUUGGCAACCCAAGGGGAACAUAUAAAGAAACUAAAACUUGCCCUUAAAGAGGUUCUUGCACGUGAGGAAAGAUUGGUUUCCAGAGCUGGCGUACUCGAGACUCUUGCAUCUGGGACAAGUGAAGAAAUCAAGAUUGUCUCCCAUCAGCUUCAAAAGAUAAAGACAGAGAAGAGCGACUUGGAGGAGAAACAUAAACUUGAGGAACAGGAUGUGCUUAGACUAAUGAAUGAGAAACGAGGCACUGAACUUGCAAUUUCAUCUUUGACUGAAGAACUUGAAAUGACUAAAGGGACAUAUGAGCAGCGUUACUUGCAGUUAGAAGCCCAGAGGAAAGGUGCUAUACAUGAGAUGGAGAAGAAAAUAAAGCAGCUUGAGUGGCAUCUAGAAGAGUCAAAAAGAGAAGUGGAAGAGCUUGAAGCUCUUUCUGAAUCGAGAGUUCAAGAAUGGAAACUAACAGAGCUUCACUAUAAAAUGUUUAUCGACAACCAUCUUCAAUCCCUUGAGGACAUAAGGUUAGUUUCACAAGCUGUAAAGAAGGAAAUUGUUGAUACACAAAAGGACUGGAUGCAAGAAAUUAAUAACCUAGGUGUCAAUCUCAAAGGCUUGGCUGAUGCAGCACAAAACUACCAUAUUGUUCUUGAUGAAAAUAGAAAGCUGUAUAAUGAAGUUCAAGACUUAAAAGGAAAUAUUAGGGUAUACUGUAGAGUAAGGCCAUUCCUGGCUGGCCAGGCUGGAAAGCAAACCACCAUUGAGUAUAUUGGAGAAGAUGGUGAAUUGCUUGUUUCAAAUCCAUCCAAACCGGGAAAAGAUGGUCAAAGGAUGUUCAAGUUCAACAAGGUGUAUGGUCCAACAACUACUCAAGAGGAGGUAUUUAUGGACACACGGCCGCUUAUACGAUCUGUCCUUGAUGGCUUUAAUGUUUGCAUUUUUGCUUAUGGUCAAACUGGUUCUGGGAAGACCUUUACAAUGAGUGGACCAGAUCCAUCUUUGGAGGCAUCCUGGGGAGUCAACUAUCGAGCACUAAAUGACCUUUUCCUCAUUUCCCAGAAAAGAAGAAGCACCUACACAUAUGAAAUUGGAGUUCAGAUGGUUGAAAUAUACAAUGAACAAGUGCGUGAUCUUCUUAUAAGUGAUGGUCCCCAGAAGAGACUUGGGAUUUGGAGCACAUCGCAACCCAAUGGGUUAAGCGUUCCUGAUGCAAGCAUGCAUCAGGUUGAUUCAACCAGUGAUGUGCUUGCACUAAUGCAGAUUGGUCAGAUGAACAGGGCUGUAGGUGCAACUGCCUUGAAUGAGAGGAGCAGCCGGUCGCACAGUGUCCUUACAGUGCAUGUUCGAGGGACAAAUUUGGAAACUGGUGUUGCUUUACGGGGUUCACUUCAUUUGAUAGACCUUGCUGGAAGUGAAAGGGUUGAGCGCUCAGAAGCUACAGGAGACAGACUUAGAGAAGCACAGCAUAUUAACAAGUCUUUGUCUGCUCUUGGAGAUGUUAUACAUGCACUAUCUCAAAAGAACUCUCAUGUACCAUUUAGAAACAGUAAACUUACUCAGAUUCUACAGGGUUCUUUAGGUGGUCAAGCUAAGACUCUUAUGUUUGUGCAACUUAAUCCUGAUAUAGAGUCAUAUUCUGAGACUAUUAGUACCUUAAAGUUCGCUGAAAGAGUGUCAGGCGUUGAGUUAGGGGCUGCCAAGAGCAACAAAGAGAGCAAAGAUGUUAGAGACCUAAUGGAACAGGUGUCACAACUCAAGGAUCUAGUUGCAAACAAGGAUGCAGAAAUUGAACGGUUGCAGUCUCUCAAAGAUCAGAGGGUAUUCUCACCUGGAGUUUCAAUGGGAAGGCGACGCUCGAACUCUCCUAAACAUACAUCAUCUUUGUCUCCUAGGUCAACUCUAGGAGGCUCUAGUAGUCGGGUUCGAAGAUCUUCCACUGGAAACCUGAAUAGGCCUCUAUCAAGUUCCUCUCUGUGUGAUGCAGCGGCAGCAGCAGCCCGGAGAAAGGCAGCUUCUGAUUUGGAUAACUAUUCUGAGUAUAGUGACAAGCAUUCAGAGGCUAGUUCACAGCAGUCUUUUGAUGACUUUAGAGGUCAAAAAGAACAUUACCAGCAGCCCCAGCACGUUACCAUGUAUCCAAAUCAAACUACUUCAGCUGAUGUUGAGCUUUUAGGAAUUGGCGAUGGUGACUUGGAAGAGAGAUUGAGUGAUAUAUCCGAUGGAGGUCUCUCUAUGGGUACAGAGACUGAUGGCUCAAUGUCCAGCAUAGUGGAGCUUACCCUUUUCCCAGAAGCUGCUAAAAAUUCAAAUAGUGAGAAACAGUCAAAAGUCCCAUCAAGCAUUCCUCGUCCACCACCCAAACCGAGGCAAUCAGUAACUACUCGUCGACAGUCUGUGACCACAAAUUCCAUGAGGGCAUCCACCAGUUUGCGAAGAUCAAUUGUUAGUCAGAAACCAGCAACAACCCCAAAACCACCUCCUAGAAAAUGGCAAUGAGAGUGUUAUUUAAUUUGUAAUCUGGUGGAAGAGACCAACAUCAUGGCAGCAGGUAGUUUCAGUAACGCAAGUUUUCCAUACGGUUCAUGAAUACUGAACCUUUUUCUACGUGUCUUCUUAUUCAGCAUAUGUCUGGUUCAUGAAACUGAACCUUUUUAUAGGUGCCUUCUAACCUAGAUGUCCUGCUUUGAAGCCCAAAUUCUGUCUGGAAUAUAACCUAUCCCCAAUUGCAGCCUUAUCUGUCAGUUGGAACGGUACAUCAUUCCUGUUCUUCCAUCUGAACUGUUCACGAGAGGUCACUUUGCUCUGUUUCAGCAAGGGAACCCUGUUCCUUGGUUACGGAGUCUCAAUGCUGGACAUGCGCCUCCACUUCAAGUCUCGUCUGCCUGCUGCAUUCAGUGCAUUCAUGUCCAUGUAUUCUGGAAUUCCCUCCCGACUUGUGAUUCUGCAGGUUUUUGCUUAAGAUUAAUAGCUGAUAGGUGAGCAGAUGUAUACGAGGUUGUGUUUCACUAUGCAUAAUAUACAGCAAUUGUUAAGGUGAGGUUUACAACAGUCUAUAUCUUGUCUACUUUUGCAUGCUGCUGCACCUCAUAGUUCACCAGUCCCCAGUUACUCCACCCGAAACUGAGUCGAUCUCUCAAUCUUGGUGUCAAUGCGUGUUUUCUUUGGAGGUGUGGGGGUGGGAGCGCAGAAGGGACUUUCAUUUGCCUUAGAAGCAUACAUUAGGAGUGGGUUUUAGUUGAUUGUCAUUUCUUAAUACUAAGAUGCAAGAACUCCACUAACAUCUAUUUAAUGAAUAUUCACAUGGGUUGAUGUUUUUCA
Nymphaea colorata (pocket water lily) is the source of this 4731-nucleotide messenger RNA. RefSeq names its product kinesin-like protein KIN-14C. The transcript has 24 exons. Gene Ontology annotation, biological process: microtubule-based movement. NCBI's taxonomy places the organism in Eukaryota, Viridiplantae, Streptophyta, Magnoliopsida, Nymphaeales, Nymphaeaceae. Gene Ontology annotation, molecular function: ATP binding; microtubule binding; microtubule motor activity. Bases 559 to 3909 code for a protein of 1116 amino acids. The record is from RefSeq and is a predicted model, not a curated record.